AUGGAAACAGAGAAACAAAUAAACAACGUUGAAGAAUUCUUGACAUUACCACUUUCUGAUACGAGUCCUUUGACGGAGGGACCAGACGAAGAAGAAGACUUUGGUUUUGCUACAAAUGAGUAUUUUGCUCAUAGCAUCAUUGGACGUGGUUCUUCCAGUACCGUAUGGUUGGCUACGAAAAGUUCUACCAAUGCUGAAUAUGCAAUUAAAGAAUUCCGUAAAAGUCUUUUGCGCCGCCAGAAAAGAACCGAUUUGCUUUAUGGUACAAGCAAGCAAGGUGAAAGGGUUCCUUUAGAUCGUGUAUCUUUGGAGAAAACACUGCUUCAAGACGAGCAGGCAGACCCAUUUUGUUAUAUACGAAAUGAGCUUAACAUUGUUCAGUCAUUAAAUCAUCCAAACAUCGUCAAAGUAGUGGAAGUCAUAAAUAAUGAAUAUAUGGAUAUGCUACUUGUCGUAUUAAAUUACUGUCCUAAUGGAAAAUUGGCCUCUGUUGAUCAUGGUAUAUCUUUCUCUGCAUUUCCAGAAGAGCGUUGCCGAUUUUACUUUCGUCAGCUUGUAAUUUGUGUCGAUUACAUCCACAGAGAAAACGUGGUCCAUAGAGAUAUAAAACCUGACAAUAUUUUGUUGGAUGCUGCUCGAAAUUUAUGCCUUAUUGAUUUUGGACUAGCAGAGUUCCUUCCAGCGGAUGGUAUGGUCGAUGUUGUAUCCUCAACACCAGCUUUUAUGGCACCUGAACUAUUGCUUUGUCCCCAUCAAAAAGUGGAUGGUAGAAAAACCGAUUUCUGGUCUAUGGGAGUUACCCUGUAUGUUUUGGCUUUCGCAAAGCUUCCUUUUUCCGGAUUUUCAAUUGCUGAAAUGAUUACAAACAUAAAAGAAAAAGAUCUUGAUAUACCUAGUCACGCAAGUGAUAAUCUUCGAAAUGUACUAAAAAAACUACUCGAAAAGGAUCCUCAACUAAGAAUAGACACUCAAGAAUUAUUGAAGGAUCCCUUCGUAGCGUAG
This is a messenger RNA of Schizosaccharomyces osmophilus, 1002 nucleotides long. RefSeq names its product calcium/calmodulin-dependent (CaMKK) protein kinase kinase Ckk2/Ppk34 (gene ckk2). Gene Ontology annotation, molecular function: ATP binding; protein kinase activity. The transcript has 6 exons. The record is from RefSeq and is a predicted model, not a curated record. The coding region runs from base 1 to 1002 and encodes 333 amino acids. NCBI's taxonomy places the organism in Eukaryota, Fungi, Ascomycota, Schizosaccharomycetes, Schizosaccharomycetales, Schizosaccharomycetaceae. Gene Ontology annotation, biological process: protein phosphorylation. Gene Ontology annotation, cellular component: cytoplasm.